GAGUCAAUUUCCCAUUUCCAGCCUGACGUCAGAGCGGCUACAAUGCUUAAACUCAUCUGCUGUGUGAUCCCACUAAAAAAUCGCCCCACCAGACAGCGGCUUAGAACGUGCAAGUGAGCUUUUACUCCCUGACUUUCGGUGUGUUUCCCUCUCCGCGUGCGCAAUGUAUUCAUGAAGACACCGUAAAGUGUUAAAUGUUUGAAAUCCAAAACCGCCGAAUUUCACAUGCUGAAAAAGGACUCCGCUACUCGUACGCGCGGCACUGGUGUGUCAGUGCAAUAGACUCUGCAAAGAAACUCUACUCUCACACGCCUGCAAGUCCGUGGCUGCAAAAAGGACGCCGAAAACCUAAUUUUUUUUCAGUUUCAAGACAAACGCGUAAAAAUCAAACUGGCUCACGUUCUUCCCAACCAACCCAGUUUGACAGCUGCUCUUCACCCCGUUUGGAGGACUGUCAGCAGCAAGAGGAUGGCAUCAGAGCUGGCAAUGAGCAACUCCGACCUGCCCACCAGUCCCCUGGCCAUGGAAUAUGUUAAUGACUUCGAUCUGAUGAAGUUUGAAGUGAAAAAGGAGCCGGUGGAGCCCGAUCGCAACAUCAGCCAGUGCAGUCGCCUUAUCGCCGGGGGAUCCUUGUCUUCCACCCCGAUGAGCACGCCUUGCAGCUCGGUGCCCCCUUCCCCAAGCUUCUCGGCGCCCAGUCCGGGCUCGGGGAGUGAGCAGAAGACACACAUUGAGGAUUUCUACUGGAUGUCCGGUUAUCAACAGCAGCUGAAUCCAGAGGCGCUGGGCUUCAGCCCCGAAGACGCGGUCGAGGCGCUGAUCAACAGCAGUCACCAGCUCCAGUCUUUCGAUGGCUAUGCCAGGGGCCAGCAGUUUGCUGGCGCAGCCGGAGCAGGAAGCACCAUGGCCGGGGAAGAGAUGGGUUCCGCCGCGGCGGUGGUGUCGGCAGUAAUUGCUGCGGCAGCCGCUCAGAACGGAGCGCAACACCACCACCACCACCAUCACCACCACAGCAGCAGCCACCAUCAGGCACCGGGCGUCCAGUCCAACGGCACUUCUGGGACAAAUCACCCACACAUGCGCUUGGAGGAGCGGUUCACAGACGAGCAGCUGGUGACCAUGUCAGUGCGGGAGCUCAACCGGCAGCUACGGGGGGUCAGCAAAGAAGAGGUGAUCAGAUUGAAACAGAAGAGGAGGACCCUAAAGAACAGAGGCUACGCUCAGUCCUGCCGGUUCAAGCGAGUUCAGCAGCGGCACGUCCUGGAGGGAGAGAAGACACAACUCAUGCAGCAGGUCGAGCACCUAAAGCAAGAGAUCUCCAGGCUGGUCCGGGAGAGGGACGCGUACAAAGAAAAGUAUGAGAAGCUCAUCAGCAACGGCUUCAGAGAAAAUGGAUCCAGCAGUGACAACAACCCUUCAUCUCCGGAGUUUUUCAUGUCAUCAAGAAAAUUUCUCCAUCUGUGAUUUCAAGCACCAUCCCUCCGUGCCCUUGAGGAUUCUUGAGAUAACCUAAUGACUGAGCAGUGAUGACAUCAAAGCGACUGACCAAUUGCACCGAGACACCUACAAAGCACAACAUUCAAAAUUAUUUCCCGAAGAACAACAAACAAGACCCGCUGGAAUUCUUCAAAAUCUCUACAGCGAUUCUUGAAAAGCCUCUUACUACUCCUGUUUCCUUUCCCAAUAUUUUACCUCCAGCUUUUUUCUACAAAACCACAAAAAUAAAAAACAAAUAAAAUAAAAUAAAACAAAAAUAAAAAUCACAGAGACUCAUAAUCAGGAGAUGGUUGAUUCUCUUCGAUGGGAAGAUCACUGAUGCAUGCUUCUGUAAAUAGAUCACAAUAAAACCCUAUUCUUAUUCCUAAUAUAGGAAACGUACCGAGUUGCUCUCACCAAAUUCAUAA
Molecule: messenger RNA, 1904 nt
Organism: Pelmatolapia mariae (spotted tilapia)
Lineage: Eukaryota; Metazoa; Chordata; Actinopteri; Cichliformes; Cichlidae
Gene: mafa
Product: MAF bZIP transcription factor a
Exons: 3
Coding region: 469-1464 (331 amino acids)
Biological process (GO): regulation of transcription by RNA polymerase II
Cellular component (GO): nucleus
Molecular function (GO): DNA-binding transcription factor activity, RNA polymerase II-specific; RNA polymerase II cis-regulatory region sequence-specific DNA binding
Source: RefSeq, a predicted model, not a curated record